AAUACGAGCUACACAUGUUCAUUAUUCCGUGGUGUAUUUUUAAAAAAAAUCUGGAUGAGGCCGAUUUCGGCCCAAAACGUACGUUGUCCUUUUAACGAUGUUUAACCUGAAAUCGAAAGAGGAAGUAAAUUAAGACGGUUUUUCAAAUUCAUAUCUAUGAAAACAUAGAGCGGCAAACAUGUGUUAACUUGUUAUAAACUUGAUAAAACGGCAGCUUAGCACAUUAAAAACAAUAAACAUACACAGAUAAAAAUGUUGUGAGGGUAAAGGACUAUUUGUUCUACAAUGGAUAAUUGUGAAAAAGGGAAACAAUGGCGGAAGGUUUUGGAUUAAGUUUGAAAAAGGAUGAGGUGUAUAAAUUGGUACAAAAUAAUCAUUCGAUGCAAAGAAAUAACGAGUGUCUAGAAACACAAUUUCAACAAGAUUUAUGUCAUGCUGAAUCUUUGAAAAAACAACUUCAUCAGCUGCAGUAUGAUAACAAUCUUCUUUACGACGUGAUCGAACGACAAAAACGUGAUUUUUUGUCUGGCAAGGAUAAACUGAUUCAAGAAAAUAAAACAUUAAUUUUCGAACGAGAUGAUCUACGCAAGCAACGUGACGAAUUAACAAAGAAAUUAAAUGGUGAAGCUAACUAUGCAUACAAGUCAAAACCUUUCCUGAGUGAUAAACAAACGAAGAAUAACUAUCUAAAAACGAAAACAACAUGUGUCGUUGGGCAUACAAAUUGUGAACGACGGGUCACAUUUUAUAAAAAUAAAGCCAAUAUUGUUGAUAAACAAUGUCGACAUUUGCUAGAAGAGAAUAGUCAAUUAAAGAAUCAAACGGUCGAACUACGUAAAGAAAAAAAUGCAAUACAAACACGCUAUGAGAAAAAGUUCAGUAGAGACGUGCCCGUCACAUCUACUAACAGAGGUAAAAAUGGCUCCACACACUCUCCAAAACUGACAGGUAAGGGAAGGCCACCAACGCAAAGUGAAAAAACAACGACAUCUGAAGAUGAUAAUUCAACGAUUGCAUAUAUCCAAUUCCUUCAGAAAGAAUGUGAUAAAUGGAAACUGAACAAUGAUCACUUGAAUACAAGAAUAGAGGAAUUAGAAAAUAAACUACUGACAAACAAUCACCAAUUAAGAAGUUUUGAGAACGAAGUACAAAACCUACAAUAUACAGUUACGAAUAAUGAGACAGCGAAUUCCAAACUUAAAAACGAAAUCAAACUUAUUCAAUCCGAGUUUGAGCUAUACCAUAAUUCAACACAGCGGGAACUGCAUGCACUACGUGACACUAUUAGAAAACAACAAAAACGUAUCGAAUUGUUAGACGAUGAAAAAGAUUACGAGAAAUUCAACUGA
Mya arenaria is the source of this 1349-nucleotide messenger RNA. RefSeq lists its product as uncharacterized. The record is from RefSeq and is a predicted model, not a curated record. Lineage: Eukaryota; Metazoa; Mollusca; Bivalvia; Myida; Myidae. The transcript is spliced from 2 exons. Bases 312 to 1349 code for a protein of 345 amino acids.